Messenger RNA from Lotus japonicus, 483 nucleotides. RefSeq names its product multiple organellar RNA editing factor 5, chloroplastic/mitochondrial-like. Gene Ontology annotation, cellular component: mitochondrion. Lineage: Eukaryota; Viridiplantae; Streptophyta; Magnoliopsida; Fabales; Fabaceae. The coding region runs from base 1 to 483 and encodes 160 amino acids. The record is from RefSeq and is a predicted model, not a curated record. The transcript is spliced from 3 exons. Gene Ontology annotation, biological process: cytidine to uridine editing; mitochondrial mRNA modification.
AUGCGGCUCUUCUCCACCACCACCACCGCUAUUUCCCUCCGCAAAUCUCCAAUCCUCUCACAAUCCCCUCGUCGAUCCGUCUACGCUCUCUCCCAAGUCUUCUUCACUCCGACCACCCGCUUCGGCGGCAUCCUCUCAUUCAGCGACCGCCCAACCACCGAGAUGGCGCAUCUGUUUCCGGGCUGCGACUACAAGCACUGGCUCAUCGUCAUGGAUCAUAAGCCUGGUGGUGAGGGUGCCACCAAACAGCAGAUGAUUGAUUGUUACGUUCAAACCCUCGCCAAACUCCUUGGCAGUGAGGAGGAAGCUAAGAAGAAGAUUUACAGUGUGUCUUGUGAGAGGUACUUUGGAUUUGGAUGUGAGAUUGAUGAGGAGACGUCUAAUAAGUUUGAAGGGAUGAAUGGUGUGUUGUUUGUCCUACCGGAUUCGUAUGUUGAUUCUGAGAACAAGGACUAUGGGGGUGAGGUUUUUGCCCCUUGUUAG